Paramecium tetraurelia is the source of this 1566-nucleotide messenger RNA. RefSeq lists its product as uncharacterized. Gene Ontology annotation, biological process: protein phosphorylation. Gene Ontology annotation, molecular function: ATP binding; protein kinase activity. The record is from RefSeq and is a predicted model, not a curated record. Lineage: Eukaryota; Ciliophora; Oligohymenophorea; Peniculida; Parameciidae. The transcript is spliced from 7 exons.
AUGGAAAGCAAACUAUAAAAUUUUGAGAUCCUGAAUAAACUGGGUUCUGGAGCCUACUCGUCUGUUUACAAAGUGCAACGAAAGUCUGACGGCAACAUAUACGCUUUAAAGAAAGUUAAAUUAGUAGACAUCGGAGAUAGGGAGAAAUAGAAUGCUCUUAAUGAAGUCCGGUUUAUUGCAUCAAUCCAUCAUGAGAAUGUUGUUUCUUAUAAGGAAUGUUUUAUUGAGGACAAUAAUCUAUGUAUUAUCAUGGAGUACGCAGAAGGAGGAGAUUUGUUGUAAAAGAUUUAGAGGUUUGUAAAAAAAUAGCAAAUGAUUCCUGAAUAAGAGAUAUGGCAAGUUGCAAUUUAAGUUUUAUAGGGAUUAAGAGCACUACAUCAUAAAAAAAUACUGCAUAGGGAUUUGAAAUGUGCAAAUAUCUUCCUAUAUGAGAAUGACUAGGUCAAGCUUGGAGACUUCAACGUUUCCAAACUAGCCAAAAAUGGUUUAGUCUACACUCAAACGGGUACACCCUAUUAUGCUAGUCCGGAGGUUUGGUAGGACAAACCGUAUGAUCAUAAGGCUGACAUAUGGUCCUUGGGGUGUGUGAUUUAUGAGGCCUGCGCUCUGAAACCACCAUUCAGGGCCAAAGAUAUGGACGGACUUUAUAAAUCUGUUCUAAGAGGCCAAUAUCAACCCAUCCCAGUGAUCUACUCUCAAGAGUUGGUUCAGUUAAUUAAAACCAUGAUGCAAGUGCAUCCGCAGAAUAGACCGGAUUGUGAUAAGUUACUCCAAUAUUAAUAUGUGUAGAAGAAGGCCAAACAAUAUGGGAUUCCCUUGAUCUCAGAGGAUAUCGAGGAUGAUUUACUAAAGACAAUCAAGUGGCCAAUCACCAGAAAGGGAUUGUAGGCUAACAAGUCAGAACUCAUCAAUCUAAAUUUCCAAUUGCCUGGUAGCAACUAUUUGAAUCAGCAUAAUUCAAAUCAUUUAAGGAGGAACCAGCAAUCCAAUAGAAUCAAGUCUUAGGAUACAAAUGAUUCGAUCUCUUUAAAUCAACCUAACGAAGCUUUGCAUCAAUUAAUGAAGCAAAUCACUCAACUUGAAUAGAAGGAUAUUGAGAGGAGUCCUAAUUUCAAAUAGAACCUGAACAAAUCUACUUCAAAAUAGACCAUUUAAGAUAAUGUCUUGCCUCCAGAUAGAAGAUUGAGAGUGUCUAAUUCUACUCAUGAAAAACAUGAGAAGUACGAAUCAGUUUAACCUAAAUGUAUCUCGAAGGAUCGAAUAGAACAUCAAAUACAAAUAAACGCUAAUUAUUAUGCUAAAGAUGUCAUCCAAUCCCUCAACAAAUAACACUAUUCAUAGAAGUUGCCAAUCAUCUCUGGAACUUAAAGAUAAGAUGAGGAAUAGCAUAUCUUGAGAAAGAAUUCCUCCAACGAGAGAAAUCCAAGUAAUCAUUUGAAGAGAUCAAAGAAUGAUCCACUGAAAAAGGAUCUGUCCAUGUAGCCUAGUGCAGAAAGACCUACUGUUUUAAUGAAGAUAAUUGAAGAACAUCAAUAACUACCUAAAAUAAAGAAAAAGUAGUAGUGA